Messenger RNA from Meira miltonrushii, 324 nucleotides. RefSeq lists its product as uncharacterized. Bases 1 to 324 code for a protein of 107 amino acids. The transcript has a single exon. The record is from RefSeq and is a predicted model, not a curated record. Lineage: Eukaryota; Fungi; Basidiomycota; Exobasidiomycetes; Exobasidiales; Brachybasidiaceae.
AUGCACCUUUCUCUUCCUGGCCAUAUCGACUUUGCCAAUAUGCCUUACAUUGAUAAAACUGGUCAAGUACAGGAUAAUCUCCCAAUAAAUCAACAAAUCGUGAGAUUCUUUCUUGCAAUUUGGAAUUUGAUCAAAUUAUUUUGGGCAACAUUGAUGGGACAAGAUGUCAAUACGGCAAUUCAAAGAACAUCUCGUCGUUCGAACGGAAAUGGGGGCAAUGGAUCAAGCACAGGAUCUCGCGGUAAUGAUAUGAAUACCUUGAACAGGAGAAAUGCACCAUCUGUUCCUGGUCUUUACGGAGAAGCACCUUGCUGUGGCCGAUGA